This is a messenger RNA of Rhipicephalus sanguineus (brown dog tick), 975 nucleotides long. Its product is annotated as histone-lysine N-methyltransferase PRDM9-like. The record is from RefSeq and is a predicted model, not a curated record. Bases 1 to 975 code for a protein of 324 amino acids. Gene Ontology annotation, cellular component: nucleus. The transcript has 7 exons. Lineage: Eukaryota; Metazoa; Arthropoda; Arachnida; Ixodida; Ixodidae. Gene Ontology annotation, molecular function: protein binding.
AUGGCACAAGGCAAACUGGCACCCAAAGCUGGAGUCCAGGGCCAAGAGAACUCUGGUCUGGCAAAACGUGCUCCACACGAGAAGACAUGGGUGGCUCCUGUCAGAGACCACGCUGUCCUCACAGAGAAGAAGGAAUUCGCCAAUGACAGCACUAUUGAGAGCCAGAUUGCUGAUGCAAGCAACCCUGAUGGCACUCACCGCCCCAGACGUGCUCAGAAGAGGGUGAACUAUACCGAGUGCGACAGCAAUGAGGAAGAGUCGACGAACAAGCCGUCCUCUUUCUCAGAGAACUCUUCCAGUGAAUUCCGCUACCCCAGGCAACAACGAAAAGAGGUGAACUACAUGGAAUGCGAAGAAGGACCGGACGACGAUUACCUCUUUUGCGAUGACUGCAACAUGGACUACCCUGGAGACUGUCCCGUGCAUGGGCCCCUUAUACAAGUCAAGGACACUCCAGUUCCCUUGGGUGACCCCCAGCGUGCCAACAAGACGGUGCCCGAUGGCUUGUGUGUUCACCGGUCAACCAUUAAGGGAGCCCAGUACGGUGUGUUCACCCUAAAGCGACUGUCCAAGAGGCUCUGCUUUGGACCGUAUGAGGGCAUCAGGGUGGGCAGCAGCGGUGCCAAUGGAUACACCUGGCAGAUUCGCCAUGGUGGCAAUGUGUGCCUGGUGGAUGGCCAGCCUCUGGAUCGCUCCAACUGGAUGCGGUACGUGAACUGUGCACCCCAGCAAAGCCAGCAGAACCUCGUGGCGUUUGUGCGCCAGGGAGCUGUCUACUAUCGCACGAACCGGGUGAUAAACGCCGGAGAGGAGCUGCUCGUGUGGUACGGGGAUGCAUUCGCCAAACAGCUCGGUCUGAUUGGAAACUCGGCUGUUGCCAGGGCACAGAAUAAGCAAGGUGCGAAAGAUGUUGUUUGCAUCUUUCCUGAACACACUAAAUGGGAUAACUUAUGUUCUUAUGUUCUUCUGUUUUAA